GCCCUGCUGCCCUUCCCCUCGCUCUCAAUCUCUUUUACUUUCCACUGUUGUUGACACGCGCGACGCCCGGCUCCGGAGUGGCACCGAAUUAAACACCCAAAGAAAGCCCCCCGCGGAAGAGACUGUGGAUGGUUCGCUUCUCUGGGAAGGGGAGGAAGGAAAACCAGGGAGUUGAAGCCAAGUGGAGUGGACCAUGCGUGGCUGAAGGUACCUCUCACCUAUAAUGCCUGGAGCUCUACAGGAGAAGACCAUCACAAGGACCCUGCUCAGAAGUGUUGAGGACUCUAACUUUGAACCAUUGUGUCUGGACCUGAUUGGGAAGUGCAUGGCCCUUCAGGCCUUCUUGGAGCAGAGGGACAUCUGAGUGAUCUCCCACUACACCAUCCAAUCCUGGAGGUCCUUGGAUUCUCUGUGGACCAAGACUCAUUUUGUACUUUGAGCAGAGAGACCUCAAAGUGACCUAUCACCAUACCAUCCAAUCCUGGAAGUCCUUCUCCUUGGAUUGACUCUGUAGAUCAGGGCUCAUAUUUCAGCAGAGAGACAUCAAAGUGAUCUAUCACCAUACCAUCCAGUCCUGGAGGUCCUUCUCCUUGGAUUCUCUGUAGACCAAGACUCAUUUUAUACUUCCUUUUUGAGCAGAGAGACAUCAAAGUGACCUAUCACCAUACCAUCCAGUCCUGGAGGUCCUUCUCCUUGGAUUGACUCUGUAGAUCAGGGUUCAUCUUGUACUUCUUCUCUGAGCAUAGACAUCUGAGUGGUAUCCCACCACACUGUCUAGUCCUGGAGGUCAUUUUCCUUGGGUUGGCUUUGAACAUCAGGACUCAUCUUUGAGUGAUCUGAGUGAUCUACCACCACAACAUCCAGUCCUGGAGGUGGUCCUCCUUGGAUUCUCUGUUAGACCAAGACUCAUUUUAUACUUCUUCUUUGAGCAUAGACAUCUGAGUGAUCUCCCACCACACUGUCCAGUCCUGGAGGUCCUUCUCCUUGGGUUGGCUCUGUAGACCAGCACCCUUUUGAGACCUCCUGAGAUGUACCAGAGUCUGGCCAUGGCAGCCAACCACGGCCCACCAUCCUACGAAGGGGCCAGUGGUUUCAUGCACAGUGCGGCAGCGGCCUCUCCGGUCUACAUCCCCACCACCAGAGUCACCUCCAUGAUCUCCAGCUUGCCUUACCUCCAAGGGAGCGCUUCUUCCCAGCAGGGCAGCCCAGUCUCCAGCCACUCCAUUUGGACUCCGCAACCGGGGGCCGAGAGCGUGGCCUACAACCCGGGGUCCUCCCACCCGUCGGUGUCACCCCGCUUCUCCUUUGCCACCAGCAGCCCCAUUGCAGCCACCACCUCCAGAGAGGUGGCCGCCUACAGCAGCUCGCUCAGCAUCACCGCCAACAGUAGGGAACAGUAUGCUCGAAAUUUCGGGGGGUCUUACUCCAGCCACUACCCGGCCACCUACAUGAGCCCAGAGUUGGGCUCCACCUGGACUGCGUCUCACUUUGAGAACCCCAUGCUGCACAACCUGCCCAAUCGGGGGAGCCCCGGAGCGGCCAGACACGGCAACCUAGUGCCUACAGAGUAUUUUGACGAUUACAGCGAAGGCCGGGAAUGCGUCAACUGUGGAGCCAUGUCCACCCCACUGUGGCGGAGAGACGGCACUGGCCACUACCUGUGCAACGCCUGCGGACUCUACCACAAGAUGAACGGUAUCAACCGGCCGCUGAUCAAGCCCCAGAGGAGGCUGUCGGCCUCCCGUCGGAUUGGGCUCAUGUGCGCCAACUGCCAGACAACUACGACCACCUUGUGGCGCAGGAACGCGGAAGGCGAGCCGGUCUGUAAUGCCUGCGGUUUAUACAUGAAGCUCCAUGGGGUCCCUAGGCCUUUAGCGAUGAGAAAAGAAGGGAUCCAAACCAGGAAACGUAAACCCAAGAAUGUCAACAAGUCUAAGACAAGUGCAGGAUCAUCCAGUAAUGCCGAAAACCUUACUCCAGCCAACAGCUCAGCAGCCUGCACCAGUACCACAACCACGACUGCCACCGAAGAAAUGCGACCCAUCAAGACGGAACCGGGGAUUUCAUCUCAUUAUGGGCACCUCAGCCCUAUUCCCCAGGCAUUCUCACUCUCUACAAUGUCCGGACACAGCUCUGCUCUUCACUCCGCCAUGUCGUCCCUCAAGCUUUCCCCACAAGCUUACCAGCCGGUCGUCAGCCAGGCCAGUGCCAAGCAAGACUCAUGGAACGGCCUGGUUCUAGAUGAAAACCACGGUAACAUCAUCACAGCAUAACCGCAUUCUGCCCUCCAUGGGGCUCAUGACGUAGAGACAAGCUACAAGGACAGAACCACACCAUGUUGCUUUUCUCCUUGUAAAAAAAAUGUCUCUGCCCAUCAUCUUGAAAGGUAUCCUGGUCUUAGUAGAAGAACCAUUCCAACCCAUGACCUUCAGAGAUGGCUUUCUUUUGCAGGCCAAAGUGUCCAUCUUUGGUUGGCCACCAAACCUCAGAACAACUGAAAGCAAUGGACAUGUUUUGGCUAACUGUGAAAUCAGAACUACCUUCAGUACAAUGGAGAGAUACUACUAAUUCAUUCUGCUCCUUUUCCUGACAUUCAUUGUUUGUUCAAGAUUUCUGCAUCAGUUGGCACGUUUUGGACAACAAUCUCCUUGGACUGGUCUAACUUGGAAGCGGCUCACUCCAAGAUCAGCUCCUUUUUAAAAACAUUCAGUGUGAUUUUUGUCAUAAAAAUCACACAGAAAUGCAUGAAAGGACAUGAACAUUUCUCACUCCAUUCCCAAAAACACCCUACUACAUCUUCCAGACAACUCCUUUUCCUUUUGCAAUCCUUCUCAAAAGGAUGACCAAAAGUGAUGCAAUGUCACUCUUGGUCCUACCAUUUUGAGAUGCCCUGCAGAGAGAAACAAGGAUAUGUGGGUUUAGUCUGAGGAUUUGCCCGUCCUAAUGCAGAAUAUAAGAUAAGGAGGUUCUGAUGUGUAAGAGCAAGCUGGAGAACCCUGAUAUGAAGUGAAAUGUGCAUGAAGGCAUCAUUCGCUGAUCUAAAACUCCUCCUCUCGCUUUGCAAAGUAUGAUGGGCACAAAGUAAGGCUUUUUAGCCAGGGAGCCUUGAGUCACCACAGGUUGCAAAAACACAAACCAUUUGAGCAGCCCAUAACUUCAUACCAUACAUAAUAGCAGUAGGAUGCCACUUACCACAAUGAAUCUUGGGGCCUGAAAUUUAUGGAUGGAGGCAUUACAAUUCUCAAGACAGAGAGCUCUAGGAUCUCACUAAACUAUAAAUCCCAGCAUCCCAUAAGAAGCUACUAUGUGCAGUUGCCAGGGUAGGUUUUCCCCACUUUUGUAAGGAAGAUGGGAUAUAAACAAAGGGUUAAAUCAGAGUUGUCAAACUUGUGGCCCUCCAGAUGUUUCAGACUAACUCCCAGAAGCCCUAGCCUGCUUGUCCAAUGGCCAAGAAUCCUGGAAGCUGAAGUCCAAAGCAUCUGGAAGGCCACAAAGCUGACACCACUGGGUUAGAUGAAUGGAAUUGUAAGGCUAAAAUUGUAUAGGGUGAGUGGGCACAAGCACCAUGAAAUUGGGCUUUGUGAACUGUGCAUCUCCAGAUGUGGUCGGACUCUUAACUCCCAACUGCUUUGGCCAGAAUAGCCAGUGUGUUGGAGAUGUUGAGAGUUGCAAACCCAUGCCCUCUGAAUGACAUCUCCUUGUGGUGAAAGUAAAAUAGAGAAAACGGGACAGUCAGCCUUCUACAUUCACUGGGGUUAGUGGUGCAGGACUCUCACGAAAUUGGAAAAACUGCAAAUAUAAAACACUUUUUAAAACCCGAGAACACACAUCAUUAGGAAUCUCAAGGUCCUCCAGCACAACUUCUGCCAGAAACUAGAAUCAGAUUGAAGGACCUAAAAAUCCUUAUUGGUGCUUUCUCUAGAGGACCUAGAGAUCCCUCAAGAGAAGAUUUUAAUCACAUCCUUGAAAAAUCAAAUCUGGAAAAAGUUGAACCCAUAUAAGCGGAGAGCUAAUUGUAGUUGCGUAUGAUCCAACAAUGUCUCAACCUGCCUUCUUAGAGUGUAUGUGUGAUGUUUGCCUGCCCAUUUGCCAAUGCUGGAGGCAAAAGAUGGAUAUUGGCAACAAAUCCACUUUCAAUGGACGAUGCAUCCAGACUGGCUGCCCACCUGGAUUCUUUUGUUGCUUCUUCUGAUGGAAACAUUUCUGGAAAACUCAACAGACUUGCUUUCCUUAGUGUUCACCCUUGGCUUCCCCUUUUGCAAAUCAAGGACCGGGUUUUCUUAAUAAGCUACAAUAAAGCCUCAUAAUAAAUGGAAAACUGAGGACUUUUAAAAAGAGAAAAGGUCUGCAAACCUUUGGACACUGGUUUCCAGCUCCAGGCAUAAUUGUGAUUGCAACUUGCGGGUUCCACAAAUGCCUUGAGGAUCCUAUGGAUCUAGAGAUCUGGCAGCUCCCGGCAGCGUGUGCCAAAAUGUUAAAUUCACUGCAUUUCUGUUACUUUGAUUAUUUCCCCCCGCCUUUCUGUUCCUAAUGAUGAAUAAAAUUUUCCUUAUUUUUGAA
Anolis carolinensis (green anole) is the source of this 4560-nucleotide messenger RNA. RefSeq names its product GATA binding protein 4 (gene gata4). Gene Ontology annotation, molecular function: zinc ion binding; RNA polymerase II cis-regulatory region sequence-specific DNA binding; DNA-binding transcription factor activity, RNA polymerase II-specific. Bases 1029 to 2273 code for a protein of 414 amino acids. NCBI's taxonomy places the organism in Eukaryota, Metazoa, Chordata, Lepidosauria, Squamata, Anolidae. The record is from RefSeq and is a predicted model, not a curated record. The transcript is spliced from 7 exons. Gene Ontology annotation, cellular component: nucleus. Gene Ontology annotation, biological process: negative regulation of transcription by RNA polymerase II; positive regulation of transcription by RNA polymerase II; cell fate commitment.